Petromyzon marinus (sea lamprey) is the source of this 3878-nucleotide messenger RNA. RefSeq lists its product as uncharacterized. The record is from RefSeq and is a predicted model, not a curated record. Lineage: Eukaryota; Metazoa; Chordata; Hyperoartia; Petromyzontiformes; Petromyzontidae. Gene Ontology annotation, molecular function: actin filament binding; protein-macromolecule adaptor activity.
CCCAUCCCCCCCCCUACGUCGACUCAGCCUCAAGAUGCCGCUCUCCCGUUUGACGCGCGACACCGCGUGGACGAACAGGGACGCCAUGCCUCGCAGUUCCCGCAAGCUCACCUCCUCUGAACGCGACCCCCCCGCUCGCCGCGGCCUCCCCACCCACCGUGACCUCCCCUCCUCGCACCGCGACCCUCCCCGCGACCUCUCCACCUACCGCGACCUCCCCUCGUCUCGCCGCGACCUCCCAACUCGCCUCGACCUCCCAACUCUGCAGUCUCACGACCGAUCUCUAUCCCCGCGUCCCCGUUACCGCGACGGCCACGACCGCCACGACGACCGCGGUGGCAACAGCAAUCCCCUCUGCUCCACCUCCACGGCAGAUAUCCUCGGCCUCCGCCGGCCCCCGCGCCAGCGCGACGCCGGGAGGAUGCCGAGACCAGACAGCGGCCGCAGCCGUGAGCGGCGGCGGCUCCCCCACGGGGUCCUCUCGCGCCGGCGCCCGUUCUCCGACGGCGACGACGAUCGCGACGUGUCCAGGCCAUCGGCGGCGGCGGCGACGACGCCGGUGGCGCCGCCGAAGGAAGACGGCGCGAGGUCUCGCCCAGGGCACCCCGGAGAAGGAGGCGGGCGGCCGUCGCGCAACCCACAGCGCGUGCACGACGUCAUGGAGCUCAUCCGCCGCCGCCGGGACCGGCACGAGGAGCUCAAGACGCUCCAGGGGGACCCGGGGCCCGACUCCUCCUCCUCCUUCUUGGCGGCGUGGGCGGCGCCGAAUAACACCGUGGCGGGGCUCCUCAGGCGCAGUCACCGACGCGCCCGCAGCAGCGGGGGCGGCGCGGAGCCGUUCUUGUCGGACGACAGCGAGGCGGAUGACGACCCGCGCCCGCGAGGGCGCCGUGACGGCGGAACCGCCGCCGCCGCGCUGCGCCGCCGUGCUCGCAGCGUGGCGGCGGGGGGGGGGAGGGACGCACGGCGCCAGCAGAGCCCGGAUGGUGACGGUGACGCCCUCCUGGAGGAGCUCCGCCGGAACAGGUUCGGAGUAGCGUGCGACGACGACGCCGCCGGUCGCGAGCGGCCGACGCGUGAGCCCCGCGGCCGGGAGGGAGCCUCCCCUCGCUGCGGUGAGCGCCCUUGCGCGCGGAGCCGCGGGCGGGCGCUGGGCGACGAAUCCCAACUCGGCCGUGGCCCGUGCCGCCGCACCGCCGGCCCCGUCGAAGACGAUGGGACCGACAACGGGAAAGAUGGCGGCGAAAGAGCCGGCGAGGGGCGGCCGCGCCGGCGCCGCUCCUCGCACGGCCCUGAGCCACGCAGGGCACCGUCGACCGCCGCCGCCGCCGCUGGCCCUGCUGCUGGUGUGGCGAGCCGCAGCGUCGCCGUGGCCACGCACCGCGACGGAGAUGGCCUCCCAAAGUCCCGGCCGCCAGCGCGCAACAACGACGAGGAGGAGGAGGAGGAAGUGGAGGCAACGCGGAGCCAGUUCAAGCGGUUGCUGAGCGAGCAACCCGGCGCGACGGGGACGCGGGUCACCGUGGCGACGGGCGGCGGUGUCGGCAAUGAGAGCAGCGAGUACAGCAGCAGCGUCUUCUACAACGAGGCCUACGUAUUCGGCCAUGCGUACGACCCUCCCCGUCAUCAGCACUGCGGCGCACCGGACAGCGUGCCGCUAGCGUCGCCGCUGGUUCCCCGCGGCCAGCGGCCUCCCGGAGCCAACACGAAGGCGGCGGCGGCGGCAUUGGACGAGAGCGCCGGCGGCGACGAGGAGGAGGGCCGCGGCGCCGCCUCGCUGUGCCUGGGCCUCGUGUCCGUGGGCGGGCGCUACCUAUCGUGCGAGGCCUCCGACAGCGCCGUCGUCACCGCGCCACGCGGCACGGGCCCCGAGCAGCGCUGGCGGCUGGACGCGGUCAGGGCGGAGGAGGCCGGCGGCAGCGGCGGCGCGUCGCUGGCACUGCUGAGGAGCGAGGCGCGGGGCGGGUACGCCCGCGUGGACGAGCGCGGGAGGCUGGCGUGCGACGCGGCUCAGCGCCGAGCCGGCACUGUGUUGGCAGUGGAGGCCGUCGGCGCUCGCGGGGCGUGGCGGCUGCGCGCCGUCGCCCGCGAGCGCUACCUGGCGGCGGGCGGGCCGCGUGGGGAGGUGACGUGCGACGGGCUGGCCAAUCAGAGCGUGACCACAUGGUGGCCCCACGUGGAGCUGCACCCCCACGUGUGGCUGUGGAGCCGGGCGUGGGGGAGCUACGUGCGUGCGGAGAUGCCGGGAGCGGCUUCGCGGGGGGCCCAGCUCUACGCAGACGCCGCGGUGCCACACAGCCCCGGCUGCGUCUUCACGGUUCACUUCUCGAGCGGGCGCUACCACGUGGAGACGGACACGGGAGUGUGCGUGACGUGUGGGGCCGUGCCGUGCUCCACAAUGGCCACCGACGGUGUGGCCAGCGCCGUGCACGUCACUCACGGCGUGCUGGCGCUGCGGGACACCCAGGGGCGCCUCCUCUACCCACAGGGCCCACGUCUCCUUGUGAGCGCCGGCUCAUCCCAGGCCAUACGGGACGCCCUGCUGGAGCCGAGACGUGCGGGUGCCGUGGUGUCUCUGUGGACACACAGGGGACACGUGGUGACCAUCGCUCACGGGGAGGAGCUGUAUGCACGGGGCAACAAGGUGGAGCCUCAAUCCCUGUUCCAUCUCCGCGUGGACGGAGAUGUCGCUCACCUGAGCAGCGUCCAAGGGCUCCACGUGAUGCAGGUAGAGGGUGGUAACGUGGUUGUCCGCGACGGUGAUGGAGACUGCGGUUUCACGGUGACUUGGCGAGGGCCCUGCGUAUUGCUGCGCGCCCCCUCCGGCCUCUACGUCACCAUGAGGCCCAUCGGCCAGAUCGUGGCCUCAGCCACCUUACCAAGCCCACAGGAGCUGUUCACGGUGCGCUUGGAGAACCGGCCGCGCCUCAUCCUGCAGGGGCCCCGGGGGUUCGUGGGGCCUCAGGGGGGAGGAGAAGGUGAGGGGACCCUGCGGUGCGACCAGGCGGACUUCACAGCCUUCCAACUGCUGCCCUGUGGAGACGGGGCCUACCACCUCAUCACAGGUGAGGGAGGCCAAGGGGGCUGGGUGGUGCGUGGGGAGGAUGCGGCGGUGGUGCUGGGGGGCCCAAGCCCCCCCUCCCCAUUCCUGGUGCAGCUGCAUGCCCCCCACCGGCUGUGUCUGGUGGCGCCGGGGGGGGCGCUCGUAAAGGGGGCGGCCCACGGGGAGUUGAGCGCCACGGGGGAGAAACCCGACAUCGAGUCCAUGUGGGAAUUCUGACCACAACCCCCACCCCCCAAUGGCUUUGACUCUGACAGCCCUGACCUCUUGGGCUCAUAACACGUGAUCUUAUCGCCCUGCCCUCUUGACACCAAUCCUAAGAGCCCUAAACUCGGCGCUGAGAGCCUUGAUCUAUUGCUUCAACUUAAAUUGGACCUCGACUUUGACAGUGCACCUUGAUCUGACCUCAAUCCUGGAAUUUGGCUUACUUGUACUUUCUGACCUCAACCCUUGGAAGUUGACCCCUGAACUGACACAAAUGUAAUUCUCACCUCUCGAACUCAAUGCAGGUGGUUAUGACCCACAAUGUCAACUCGACCCUUGUAAGUUCUGUCCCCCGACACAAUAAACGUUGAUUGUUGUUCGGAGGCCUUCAUUGUGCCGGUGAAAACAACUGCCGAGGCAAGUGCUGGUACCUCGCACACGAGGGGGUGGGGUGGUCAAAAUCAUGCCCGGCGGCCGCCUUUGUAUCCCCAGCUCUGAUGUUCGCUACACACCGCACCAGGAUUACUCACUUAAGGCCGAGUCGACCUAGAGGAAGCCCACCAUCGGUUUCGAUAUUCACCACUAAUGUUGUCCGUGGCCGGGAAUCAAACUU